AUGAUGAUGGAGAUGGAGAUGCUGAGGGAGGGAGAGGCAAGUAGGCGUAGUGCGAGCAUAGCAUUGGCAUCGAUCUCGAAAGCAAACGGGCUCGUGACUGUGUGCAGCGAGCGCAUGCUGAGAUCUGACCUGUUUCACAACCACCACCACCACCACCGAAAAGCCAACCUAGACAACACUUCUCCUUCUCCUCCUCCUCCUCCAUCUCCACCCCACAUCCCCACACGAGAAAUGGUAUCCCCAACGACGAUCAAGUCACUUAUCCGAGAACUCACCUCUCUCUCCCGUAGCCCUCCCGCGGACAUCCGAGUCUCCCUAUCCGAAACCGACAUCCUCUCCUUCCAAGCGUACAUCCUCGGCCCCCACUCCACACCCUACUCCGGGGGCUACUUUCGCAUCCUCUUCGAUUUCACCGAUGUCGACUUCCCCACGCACCCACCACGAUGUACCUUUUCCACGCCGAUCUUCCACCCGAACGUGUCUCGAACCGGCGAAAUCUGCGUCUCUUCUCUCAAAAAAGACUGGAAGAAGGAAUACGGAAUCGAGAGGAUCUUGACCACCAUCAAGUGUUUGCUCAUCGAACCUAAUCCGGAUAGUGCGUUGGAUGCAGAGGCGAGUAGGUUGAUGCAGGAGGAUUGGGAUGAGUAUGUCGAGACUGCGAGGUUGUGGACUAGCGUCCAUGCGAAUGCUAGACCAGCGUGUUUCCAGGUCACCGAGCAACAAGAUACCCCAGAACCACUCAAGGUUCUUCCAUCAAACUGCUCUACAUCGGCAUUGCCAACCGCUGCCACCGCACCGGUCAAGUCAACAUCAACCAGAACACCCGUCACAACAGCACCAAAACGUGGCCUCCGUCGUCUCUAG
Messenger RNA from Pseudozyma hubeiensis SY62, 864 nucleotides. Its product is annotated as ubiquitin-conjugating enzyme E2. The record is from RefSeq and is a predicted model, not a curated record. The transcript is spliced from 2 exons. Lineage: Eukaryota; Fungi; Basidiomycota; Ustilaginomycetes; Ustilaginales; Ustilaginaceae. The coding region runs from base 1 to 864 and encodes 287 amino acids.